AAUUAAUAUGUGACGGAAUUAAGGAAGCAGCAUGAGACGACAUGUGUUUGAUGGAAGACGUUAAUGGAGUCUCGGAUUAAAAAUGAACUUUAUUCCAUUGGAGUUUGUGAGGCCAAUGAGACACUGCCCUGCUGACUGACUUGAUCUGUUUCCUGUUAAAGCCGAGAUCUCGAAGUCACUUCUGGAAAGAAAAUGCAAUGAACCCACAGCAGCCUACUUCACAAUGGAAUAUCGAGUACUGUCAACUCACCAAAAAUGACUUCUUGGCAUUCCCAGACCAUAACACAAUAUCAGGCUGCUUGGGCGAAGACAGGAUGGGCUACUGGGACCUGUAAGGAUGGAGAAGAGAGUGUGUGUGAUCCAAACGGACUUCCACCAAUACCGACCCACCAUCGGACCUCUGGCGCAUAAUCCACCUGGAACUACGAGAACAGCUGUACACCUUGUAGAAGAGAGAGACAGAGAGAGCAAUAGAAGCCAAGCUGACCCUGGAACAGGACCAGACCCGGAUGAACUGGAAUGGGAUGGCUUUAGCACCACAAUGGAGAACAGAAUAGAGCGAGCGACAGCCCAAGUGUCGGAACAACGCUGUUUCCAGCUGGAAAAGACCCAACGUGAGCUGGAGCGACAACUAUCAGGCCUGUCAGACCGUCUGGAGGAGGGGGAGUCUCGCUCAACUCAGCUGUACCGUCACAGAGACAAGCUGGAGGCAGAGUGUAACAGCCUCAGGCAAGACCUGGACCAACUGGAGGGUGCCCUUAACGCAUCUGAGCAGGAUAGACAGCAAGCGAUGGAGGAUCUACAUAGUGAAGAGGAGAAGGUGAACCAGUUAACUGAAGAGAAAACCCAACUACAGAUGCAAAUAGAAGAUCUAGAGUAUGAGCUGGAAAUGGAGCGUUGUCAGCGUGAAGAGCUAGAGAAGAACAACAGGAAGGAGGAGGGUGACAGCGCAAGUACUCAGGACAAUCUGGAAGAAGUGGAGAAAAUAAAGAGUGGUCUGGAAGAGAUCAUCAAAAGGAAGGAUGAAGAGAUAAGCAGCGUCCUCUCCAAUCUCGAAGCUGAAGAAGAACUCAGUAAUGGACUGCAGAAGAAGAGCCGAGAACUGCAGGCCCGCAUUGAGGAGCUGGAAGAGGAGCUUGAAGCUGAGCGAGCCAUCCGAGCGAAGGUGGAGAAGCAGAGAGCAGAUCUAAGCAGAGAACUAGAAGAUCUCACAGAUCGACUGGAGGAAGCAGGAGGGUUCUCCACCUCUCAGAUGGAGGUGAACAGGAAGAGAGAAGCAGAGCUCCAGCGUCUGAGGCGAGACCUGGAGGAGUCAACGGUCCAGUCUGAGACGCUGGCCGCCACGUUGAGAAAGCGUCACGGGGACGUCAUGGCAGAGCUCAGUGAACAGUGUGAGGCUCUGCAGAGGGCCAGGGCCAAGUUGGAAAAAGAGAAGCAAAACCUGAGGAUGGAAGUAGACGACCUCUCCACUUCACUAGACAGUCUGCAGAAAGCCAAGAUGUCCUCAGAUGGCCAGAUGAAGAAAUUGGAAGAGCAGCUCUCUGAGUCUAACCGGAGAGGAGAUGACCUGCAGCGGACUCUCACUGAGCUCACUGUGAUCAAGAACAGACUCACAGCUGACAAUACAGACAUGGGUCGCCGGUCGGAGGAGGCCGAGAGCAGAUCCAGCCAGCUCAGCCGCACCAAGACUCUCCUCCUAUCUCAACUGGAGGAACUGAAGAAGCAGCUGGAGGAGGAGGUCAAAUGUAAGCAGGCAGUCGGCGGAAGUUUGAGCUCAAUGCGGCAGGAGUGUGAGGUGCUCAAGGAGCAGCUGGAGGAGGAGCAGGAGAGCAAGCAGGAGCUGCAGAGGCUCAUCUCCAAGCUCAACAGUGAGGUGACACACUGGAGGACGAAACACGAGGCGGACGCCAUCCAAAAUGCUGACGAGCUGGAGGAAACCAAAAAGAAGCUGGUGUUGAGGCUGCAAGAGGCUGAGGAAGCAGUGGAAGCUACACAGGCUAAGUGCUCCUCUCUGGAGAAAACCAAACAGAGGCUCCAGGGAGAGGUGGAGGAGCUGUGCAUCGACCUGGAGAAGGCUUGUAACUGUGGACAAGCUCUUGAUAAGAAGCAGCGGGUGCUGGAGAAGCAGCUGAGCGACUGGAAACAGAAGUGUGAGGAACUGGUAGCCGAGGUUGAGAACUGCCAGAAGGAGAGUAGACAACAUGCUGACGAGCUUUUUAAAGUCAAGACGGUGCACGAAGAGUCUCUGGAGCAGCUGGAGGCUCUUCGAAGGGAGAACAAGGCUCACAAAGAAGAGAUUAUCGACCUCACAGACCAGCUCUCAGAUGGAGGCAAGAAUGUCCACGAACUGCAGAAAGCAAAGAAGAAGAUUGAGAUGGAAAAAGAGGAGUUACAAGCUUCAUUGGAGGAGUCAGAAGCAGCUUUAGAGGCGGAAGAAACCAAGCUGCUGAGGCUGCAGCUGGAGUUGUCUCAAGUUAAAGGAGAUCUUGAGCGCAGACUUCAAGAGAAAGAAGAAGAGGCUGAAGCUGCUCGAAAAAGCCAUCAGAGGGCGUUGGAGUCCCUACAGGCCACUUUGGAUGUGGAGCUCAAAGGUCGAGCGGAAGGACUGAAGCUCAGAAAGAAACUGGAGGCUGAUCUCGCCGAACUGGAGCUUCAAGUGGAACUACUUACCAAGAGCAACAAUGAGUUCAGCAAGAGCAGCAAAAAGAGUCAGCAGCAGAUCAAGGAUAUGCAGGCUCAGCUGGAGGAGGAGGUGAGGAGCCGCGAGGAGCGCAAGGAGGAGAUGGCGGUCUUAGAGCGACGUUGCGCUCUGCUGGUCAGCGAUAGCGAAGAGACUCGCUCUGCCCUGGAGAGCACAGAGAAGACUCGCAAAGCAUUGGAAGUGGAGCUGCAGGAUGCCAAUGAAAAAUGUAGUGACCUCAACAACCAGUUCCAGUCGGCUCUGAGUGGAAAGAGGAAGCUGGAGGUGGAUCUCCAAACUUUGCUGCAGGAGCACGAGGAGCUCCAAGCAGAGAUGAGAGGAUCCUUAGAAAAGGCCAAGAAGACCAGCUGUGAGUUGGCCAGAGUGGGGGAGGAGUUCCGCCUGGAGCAAGAGCACGUGCUCCAUCUGGAAAGGGUAAAGAAAGGUCUGGAGGGCCAAGUGAAAGAUAUGAGCAGCAGACUGGAUGAGGCUGAGCAGAUGGCUCUGAAAGGUGGCAAGAAGAUCAUCCAGAAGUUGGAGGCGAAGGUGAAGGAGCUGGAACUCGAGCUGGAGUCGGAGCAGAAGCGACACGCUGAGACCGUGAAAACGCUGAGGAAGAACGAGCGGCGCCUCAAGGAGCUUUUAUUCCAGUCCGAGGAGGACCAGAAAAACCAGCAGAGAAUGCAGGAGCUGGUUGAGAGGCUGCAGAACAAGAUGAAGGCCUACAAGAGACAAGUGGAGGAUGCUGAGGAGCAAGCGAACAUGAACUUGGCCAAGUACAGGAAGACGGUCCAUGAGUUGGAUGACGCCGAAGAGAGAGCAGACAUUGCUGAGUCAGCACUCACAAAGAUAAGGACCAAGAACAGAGGAAGCUUCAGCAAAGGAUACUCAUCCGGUUACAGCACACCGUACCCUGGCAUGGCGCGGUCACCCAGCUCCGUGGGCUCGGAGGGUCGAGGCGAGAAGAUCCUCAACGAUGACAAUGAGUCGGUGAGCUCCCUCAUCCCGACUUAUCUCAACUCUCUCAAGAAGCUGAUGAUCGACUAGAUCCAGCCCAGGUUGUCUGACGCCAUUUACAGCGUGAAGUACUCAAGCCUAUCAAGCAUGAAGAGACUUCGAGGGACUGACGUGUUUCUACUUCACAUCUUAACAAAAAUAGCGCUUUCUUCCAGCCGUGGUGUAAAAAAAAAAAAAAGCACACUUUUAUUAAGACUUAAUCUAA
Nerophis lumbriciformis (worm pipefish) is the source of this 3902-nucleotide messenger RNA. RefSeq lists its product as uncharacterized. Lineage: Eukaryota; Metazoa; Chordata; Actinopteri; Syngnathiformes; Syngnathidae. Gene Ontology annotation, cellular component: cytoplasm; myosin filament; myosin II complex. Gene Ontology annotation, molecular function: actin filament binding; microfilament motor activity. The record is from RefSeq and is a predicted model, not a curated record.